AUGCCAAACACAACAUCACCUUUGUGUGGUUACGAUUUCAGUUUUCCCGUAAAUCUCACAAAUAUCUCACCUGGCGUUUAUUCUGCGUAUGCCAUGACUGUCGCUUUUAAUAUCUUCACUUGCCCUCUCGCAAUUUUGCUGAAUAUUAUGGUAAUAAUUGCCGUGAAAACAAAUCGACAACUUCGCACAAAAUCUAACAUUUCGCUGGCUUGUUUGGCUACGACAGAUUUUGCCGUAGGACUCAUUGUUCAACCUUUGUACAUAGUCCUUUUCAUCUUUAUCCACAAAGGUGGCAGGACCCAAAACGCGAUCUGUGAUGUUAUUGACGUAUCCGACUCGGUUGGCCAAACAUGUGUUGCAGCAUCAUUUCUCCAUUUGUUGUUAGUGAGCGGAGAGCGUUAUCUAGCGAUUAAACACCCCUUCGCGUAUGAAAAUGGCCUGGUAACUGAAGCUCGUAUCAUCAUGGCAUCUGGCUUGGCGUGGAUGUGUGCACUGACAAUCUAUAACGUUAAUAUCGACAUCUUUAAAGGAAUACAAGUUUUUCUGACCAUUGCUAUCAUCUCCACAGUGAUGUAUAUUCAUAUCGUCGUAUACAAAGAAGUUCGUCGUAACACAUUGCAAAUCAUAACCAACCAAGUUUCUUUAGAAGUAAAAGAAAAGUUAUUGAAAAAUAAGAAAGCCUUUAACACAACUGUCGUAAUACUCCUGACACUUUUGCUUUGUUAUAUUCCGAUAAGUGUUUGGAUGAUUAUUUUUAUGUCUUCGAAUGGAAAGAUCUCAUCUGAAGAUGGACAAAUCGUUUUCUGUCUUGCUGGGUUCCUCGUGGUGCUAAAUUCGUCGAUAAACCCACUUAUCUUUACUGUAAGAAACAGACAGUUUCGCGUAGCUUUCAUUCAGCUGUUAACAAGAAAAACCCUUGUGCAAGCCGAGGAACUUGAAAACAAGAUAUUUGGAUCUAAUCAUGCGGCAGUUGCAUAA
This is a messenger RNA of Stylophora pistillata, 978 nucleotides long. RefSeq names its product octopamine receptor beta-2R-like. The record is from RefSeq and is a predicted model, not a curated record. Gene Ontology annotation, cellular component: plasma membrane. Gene Ontology annotation, biological process: G protein-coupled receptor signaling pathway. Gene Ontology annotation, molecular function: G protein-coupled receptor activity. NCBI's taxonomy places the organism in Eukaryota, Metazoa, Cnidaria, Anthozoa, Scleractinia, Pocilloporidae.